CAGAGCUCUCUAUAAAUACAGGAAAUUCUGUUCAUCCUUUAUCACCACUCACCAGCUCUAAGCUUGAAGCCUUGCUAUACCUUUAGUUUUUUUUUUUUUUUUCAUUUAUUUCUUGCCAAUUUGUUAUCCAUGGCUUCCAAAUGUUCCUCUCCUUUUGACAAGUUCAAAGUCUUGUUAGGAUUGUUUUUACUUCUUAUUAAUGUGGCAUCUGCCCAAUUGUCUUCUAACGUUUAUGCAACAACAUGCCCUAGAGCACUUGCCACCAUUAAAUCAGCAGUGGGCUCUGCUGUGUCUAAUGAAGCUCGCAUGGGGGCUUCCUUGCUCCGUCUUCAUUUCCAUGAUUGCUUUGUCAAUGGAUGUGAUGCGUCCAUACUGUUGGAUGACACAGCAAAUUUCACAGGAGAAAAAACAGCUGGUCCAAACAACAAUUCAGUGAGGGGAUUUGACGUAAUUGAUACCAUCAAGUCUCAAUUGGAGAGUUUGUGCCCUGGUGUUGUUUCUUGUGCUGAUAUUGUAGCAGUUGCUGCUCGCGACUCUGUUGUUGCUCUUGGAGGACCUAGUUGGACAGUUCUUUUGGGUAGAAGAGAUUCGACCACUGCAAGCCUGAGUGCUGCUAAUUCCAACCUCCCUUCUCCAGCUUUGAAUCUUAGUGGCCUCAUUAGUGCCUUUUCAAACAAAGGUUUCACUGCUAAUGAAAUGGUAGCCCUCUCAGGAUCUCACACCAUCGGGCAAGCUAGGUGCACUUCCUUCCGGGCAAGAAUCUAUAAUGAAAACACGAUUGAUUCCUCCUUUGCAACUUCACUAAGAGCAAACUGUCCAAGCACAGGAGGUGACAACAACCUUGCCCCUCUCGAUACAACAAGUCCAACAUCAUUUGACAAUGCAUAUUUCAAGAAUUUGCAGGGCCAAAAAGGGCUAUUACACUCUGACCAACAACUCUUUAGUGGGGGUUCAACGGACUCUCAGGUUAAUACUUACAGUUCCAACUCGGCAACUUUUUCGACAGAUUUUGCCAAUGCAAUGGUAAAGAUGGGAAACCUUAGCCCACUCACAGGCACAAACGGUCAAAUCAGAAAAAAUUGUAGGAAAGUCAAUUGAAUCUAUCUCUUUUAUAGUUGAUAUUUUUCGAUUUUGUGGUUUUGAAUAAGGUAUUAAUUUGAAUAAAAUGUUUAAUUGAGUGUUGUUUAUGUAAUUUCAGGUGCAAUAUAUAUUUUUUUUGUUUUGGUCAAUUUCAUUGCAAAUCCAAUGUUUGUUUCAAUUUGUGCUUGUCCAUUCUGGCAAACUAAUGUCUUUGUGCAGAAUUUUCCAAUGUCAUUUUAAAUUGCGCGGUCUCUUUUCGAUUCUUC
Messenger RNA from Durio zibethinus, 1346 nucleotides. Its product is annotated as cationic peroxidase 1-like. Gene Ontology annotation, molecular function: heme binding; peroxidase activity. Gene Ontology annotation, biological process: hydrogen peroxide catabolic process; response to oxidative stress. The record is from RefSeq and is a predicted model, not a curated record. NCBI's taxonomy places the organism in Eukaryota, Viridiplantae, Streptophyta, Magnoliopsida, Malvales, Malvaceae.